Momordica charantia (bitter melon) is the source of this 2883-nucleotide messenger RNA. Its product is annotated as formin-like protein 4. The record is from RefSeq and is a predicted model, not a curated record. Gene Ontology annotation, molecular function: actin filament binding. Gene Ontology annotation, biological process: actin nucleation; actin cytoskeleton organization. NCBI's taxonomy places the organism in Eukaryota, Viridiplantae, Streptophyta, Magnoliopsida, Cucurbitales, Cucurbitaceae.
AGGAGCCCGGGAAAUAUUGAAGAGAGACAACAACUAACUGCUCGCUUUGAAACUGUCAGCCACCAAACACCAAAAACACACGACAAUGUUUUYUAGAUCUUUUUGCUGCCAAUUUCAAAGCUUCCAUCUUUUACAAUUUUUCGCCCCGAUUUAAUUUGUUCCCCCUUUUUCCUCUCUCUUUUCUGAUUUCCCAAUUCCGCCAUGGCUCUGCUUCUUCAGCUUCAGCUUCAGUUUCAGCCAUGGCGUCUUCUUCUCUUCUUAUUUUUUCUCUCUGUUUCCCCUGUUUGUUAUUGCCAAUUCAGUCCCCCUCAAAAUAUCGAAACUUCCUACCCUUUAUUCCCAAUUAUUUCUCCCCCACCAUCGCCACUGCCGCCCUCCUCCUCACUCCACCAGCCGUCGCCGUCCACGUCGGCUAAGACCAUCGCGACGGCGGUGGCCGUCACUGCAGUGGGUGUGGCUCUGAUUUCGACGUUGUUCUUUUUCUUAAUCCAGAGAUAUCUGAUUAGAAGACGGAAAAAGGAGGUAGCUCCGGGUUCGGGUCCGGGUUUGGGUCCGGGGCCGGUGUCGCAGGCUGCAGUUUCUCAGACUCAGAGUGAAUUUUCGCGUCUUGAUGGGAAUCUUAAGGGAUUUAUUGUGGAUGAAAAUGGGUUGGAUGUGAUUUAUUGGAAAAGACUUGAGAGAAGGAAAUCCAAGAAUAGCUCUGAUCCGAGUAAUGGAAAUGGAGAAGGAGAAAAUGUUAAAGGAAAUCGGAGCAAAAAGUCAGAGCCUGUUCAAGAAAUUCCGCUGCUUCGAGGAAAGUCUUCGAGUUCACAUGUCAAAAUUGCACCGGAAGAGGAGGAGCCGACUCGGAUUGGGAUUACAUCUCCGCCGCCCCCUCCGCCGCCGCAACAGCCGCCCCAUAUUACCAAUCCUCCGCGAUUUACUGCGAAUUCUGUUCAGGCAGUUGGAAAACCAGCGAGUAGUUCAAUUCUUGCGUCCACACCGCCGCCGCAGCCGGCGGCGCCCCCGCCACAAUCUCUCUUGGCUGUUCCGCCACCACCGCUGCCGAUUCCAAUUCCGGCCAAGGCCAAUUCGAGACCACCACCACCGCCGCCUCCGAUUGCGGCCAAGACCAAUUCAAGACCGCCGCCGCCGCCCCCAAUUCCAGCCAAGACCAAUUCAGCUCCACCACCUCCUCCUCCGAUUCCAUCCAAGGGAAAUCCGGCAGCACCACCACCUCCGCCGCCCAAGGCCGGCGGUUCCAAAUUGCCGCUAAGGGCGACCGCAGCAGUUCCAAAAGGGGCCAAAUCGUCAGCAGAGUCGUCUUCAUCUACGGCAGCGGAUAAUGGUCAGGUUAAAAUGAAGCCUCUGCAUUGGGAUAAAGUGAACACUGCAAAUGCCGAUCAUUCCAUGGUUUGGGACAAAAUGAGCGCCGGUUCUUUCAAAUUUGAUGGGGAUCUUAUGGAAGCUCUGUUCGGAUACGUGGCGACCAACCGGAAAUCCCCCCGGAGUGAGGCUAAUUCUUCAGCAAACGCCGGCGGCCGGAACUCAGGGCCAGCGCAGAUCUUCAUUCUUGAACCCAAAAAGUCUCAGAACAUAGCCAUUGUAGUCAAGUCCUUAACCAUUCCACGCAACGAGAUCCUCGAUGCCCUCAACGAAGGCCAAGGCCUCGAAACAGAGAUUCUUGAAAAACUCGCCAGAAUUUCUCCGACCAAAGAAGAAAUUUCCCAAAUUCUUGCGUACAAUGGAGACCCCCAGAAGCUUGCUGAUGCCGAAUCCUUCCUUUUCCAUAUCCUCAAAUCGGUUCCAUCUGCGUUUACGCGCUUCAACGCCAUGCUUUUCCGAUUGAAUUACGGCUCGGAUAUCCUCCAUUUGAAGGAAUCUCUACAAACUCUGGAAUCGGCCUGCAAAGAGCUUAGAACUCGAGGGCUGUUUUUGAAACUGCUUGAAGCAAUCCUCAAAGCUGGGAAUCGCCUGAAUGCAGGAACUGCGAGAGGAAAUGCCAGAGCUUUCAAUCUUACAGCUCUUCGGAAGCUCUCUGAUGUUAGAAGCACUGACGGGAAAACCACAUUACUUCACUUUGUGGUGGAAGAAGUUAUAAGGGCAGAAGGGAAAAGGUGUGUCCUAAACAGGAACAAGAGCUUGAGCCGUAACAGCAGCCAUGGCAGCGACAACAGCUUCAGUAGCUCCGAAAAUUCUACUUCGAAGGAGGACAGAGUAAAGGAAUAUAUGAUGUUGGGAUUGCCAGUGGUGGGAGGUCUGAGUGCUGAGUUCUCUAAUGUAAAGAAAGCAGCCGGGAUCGAUUACGAGAGCUUCGCCAACUCCACCUCGUCUCUGAUAGGCCGCACCGCAGAAAUCCGGCAAAUUUUGGCUCAGAUUGGGAAUAAUGGAGGUGGGUUUGCAAAAGAAAUGAGAGGGUUUCAUGAAGCAGCAGAGGGUGAGCUGAAGGUGUUGAGGGAAGAACUGACGAAGGUGAUGGAGCUUGUGAAGAAGACAACAGAGUAUUAUCAGGCGGGAAGUUCAAAAGAUAAAGAAGCAAAUCGGCUUCAAUUAUUCAUCAUAGUUAAAGAUUUUCUAGAAAUGGUGGAUCGGGUGUGUGUUGAAAUUGCUCGAAAUCUCCAAAGGAGAAGAACAUCAGCAGUAAAUUUGGGUUCAUCACCGGGGAGAACGAAAGCCGUCUUCCCAAACUUGCCGGAAAAUUUUAUGUCAGACAAGUCCAGAGGCAAUUCUAGUGAUUCAGACAAUGAUUUCUGAGCAAACCUUAUUCGUAAAUGUUUUGCAUUGUUUGUUUUCUUGUUAAAUUAUUGUAUAUAAGAUUCGAAAUCAGGAACAGAGAUGUAACAAUAGAGCAUUUUUUUAAUGUACUUAAAACUGUUUAAUAGAAGCUAAAUCUUUCGUUUCCCA